CCCACGCCUAUGCGAAGUUGCCGACCCGUGCCGGAGCCGAGCUAAGCUUGGAUGCGCAGCACAUGCAACCCCUUGGAGGUGCGACAGCAAUUGCGGCCAAAGCCGAUGCCGCAAAGCCCAAGCGUGGCGUCCCGUCAAACGCGCGGCGUUUACAAGCGCUUCGCUCGUCAGCCGCAGGGAUACCAUCGCCCAGUUUGGCAGCUUGCUUCCCUGCACUCCUCUUAAGUUUCACCCGCGCGCCCACUUGAGUGAGGUGUUCUCUCGUGACCUCUUUACGGCGACUUGUGGGGAGAGAGAACAGAAAGGCGUGCGUAGGGAGGAGGAGGAGAAGGCUAUGGGCGCUGCUGCGGCGGAGGUGGCGCCGAGGGCGCCGUCGGCCAAGAGGAGGUCGACCACGCUGAGGUUCCUGUUCGAGCUCGAGAAGCCGGAUGGCUUGCUGCCCGGCACGGCCAAGCUGCCUCCGCCGUCGCUCGAGCCUGAGGCCGACAGUCUCAUCGACAAGAUCGCCUCGUGCAACCGUCUGUUCACGUUCGUCGACGUGGGCGAGUGCGAGGAGGAGCGGGACGCGAAGCAGGAGCGGCUGGGGGAGGUGCUCGCCGCCGUCCGUUCGAGCGGGAAGCAGCAGCUGGACCACCGAGUGUUGGUGGCGCUGGUGAAGAUGGUCAGCGCCAACCUAUUCCGGACAAUGCCGCCGUCGGCCUACCCGCCGCUGCCCCCCGACGGUGUGGAUGAGGAGCCUCCUGUGAUGUUGCUGGCCCCGUCGUGGCCGCACCUCCACGUGGUGUACGACAUCCUCCUCGCCGUGGUGACCGGCGCCGACGCCAGGACGCUCCGCAACCACGUCGACCGCGCCUUCCUCUCCCGCCUCCUUGCGUUGUUUGGCUCCGAGGACCCCCGGGAGCGCGACCGGCUCAAGACCGUGUAUCACCAGCUCUACUCCAAACUCACCUGCGAGCGCGCCUUCAUGCGGCGGUCCAUGAGCGCCGCGUUCCUGCGGUUCGUCUACGAGACGUCCCCCGCCGAGCGCCACUGCGGCGUCGGCGAGCUGCUGGAGAUCUGCGGCAGCAUCAUCAACGGCUUAGCCGUGCCGCUCAAGGAGGAGCACCGGGGGUUCCUGGUGCGCGUGCUGCUGCCGCUGCACAGGACCAGGUGGGCGCACACGUACCACCGCCAGCUCGCCUACUGCGUGCUUCAGUUCGUGCAGAAGGAGCCGGAGCUCGCCAACGCGGUGGUCACGGGGAUCCUGCGCCACUGGCCGGUGACCAACUGCCAGAAGGAGGUGCUGCUCAUCGAGGAGCUAGAGGAGAUUCUCGAGGUCCUCGAGCCGAAGCAGCUCGAGAAGCUCGUCGUGCCCAUCUGCUCGCGGAUCGCCCGCUGCGUCAGUAGCUGCAGUUCUCAGGUGGCCGAGAGGGCGCUGUACGUGUGGUACAACGAGCGGUUCCUGGAGUUGGCGUCGGGGUCGCCGGGGAUGAUGGAGAAGAUCCUGCCCGCGUUCGUUGCGAGCGUGGAGGGCAACCUGGAGCUGCACUGGAGCAAGUGCGUGCAGCAGGUGACGGCCAGCGUCAAGGCCCUGCUCGAGCAGGUGGCGCCGGACCUGUACGGUCGGUGCGUCGACGACCUCACCGCGCGGCGGUCCGAGGCCGAGGCGGCGGCCUCCGUGAGGGACGCGCGGUGGCAGAAGCUGGAGACGGCUAUCGCCACGAAGUAGCCAGUGGCGCAACGUUUGGGUCGGUGUACAUGCGUGCGUGUUGGUGUGGGCGCGCCGGCCACGGUGCCACGAUUGAUGGCCGUGCGUGCAGCGUGCCGUUUUGGUUGGCAACGGCGCAGCGGUUCUGAGACCGUGUUGUGCAAGCGAAGUUUGUACUCCCCGAGACAGCGCUGGAGAAGUUUGUGCAAGCUCUCGAUUUCUACCUGCAUCGCGGCCGCGGCUUGUGGCAUGUGACGCCCGGCGAACCGGACAGCGGAGUGCGUGAACCGCGGCGGGGGCAGGUGUUUUGGACGCGACCGUGAGGAGCGUUGGUCCGUGUCGGCGUGGCGCGGGUAGGCGACAGACAGUUUUGGCCUUUCGGCCGGCCGUCGAGCGCGGCCGGUCGCGUGCUGGAUGUUUCUCAGCUCUUCUCUCCAAGGCGAUGCGAAUCCGGCAGCCCAGCAGCUGUCAGGCGAGUCGCUUGCCCUACCAACCUCUGCAAUGUUCAGGAUCAUGGAUUUCUACCCAGAAGACAUUGACUGUCACUGCAGGCCAUCUGAAAUGGUACAGGCGUCCUCGGGCGCCUACUUAGGGCAGGACCAACGCUCCACCGUGCGCGUAUGCCUCGUUGAGCUCGGAUGCCAUGUGUAAAACUAGCUAAAUAGACCGGCACGAGACAUGUGAAUUUUGGCACGGUCCGAUCAGUCAGGCUGUGCUUGGGCUAAGAUCUCGGCACGGCCUAGCUCGGCUACACCCCGCCGUGCCGUGCUGCUAAACCCCAGCCACCAUCGCGCCCUGCCACCCAGCACGGCACGACAUACCUUAGACUUGAUAGGGCCGACCCGACCCGACUCAGCAUGUUGCUUCACAGGCUGUGCCUCCGGCACAUGCCUCGGCGUUCCUGUGCCUCUGGCCAUGUGGAGGUAAAAAGCAGGGAGAUGGUGACUGUCAGUGUGGCCUGCAGAAGUAGCCGAGGCCUCGCCUGACAAUUGAUAAAGCGUGGAAGCAAUCACGGGAGCGACGCGGUUGUGGCCGAAGAGUGCCCCCAACACGCGUUUUCUCGGGACCACUGACGCCCACCCCUGCAAUACCCCUGCAGUGCCACCAACACUGGCUGCCCACCCCUUCAGCACGUCAAUGGCGAGGGCGUGACGGGCGACCACGGUUUUAAAUCCUCAUGUCCACAUUCCACCACGCGACUAGUUUCAGUGGUAAGGCCCUUUUAGCCAAGUGAUGGAUGACACAUUCACGAGAGCCGAUGUGUCAACGUGGUGUGCGUGCCUUGUGCUGUGUAUGUUUAUGCGUCUUCCAUUUA
Molecule: messenger RNA, 3002 nt
Organism: Phragmites australis (common reed)
Lineage: Eukaryota; Viridiplantae; Streptophyta; Magnoliopsida; Poales; Poaceae
Product: serine/threonine protein phosphatase 2A 57 kDa regulatory subunit B' alpha isoform-like
Exons: 2
Coding region: 335-1708 (457 amino acids)
Biological process (GO): signal transduction
Cellular component (GO): protein phosphatase type 2A complex
Molecular function (GO): protein phosphatase regulator activity
Source: RefSeq, a predicted model, not a curated record